UUUGACUUUCUGUCCUCCUCACACAUCGUGUACUUCUUUCUUACUUCUCACCAUGAAACUUCUUGGAGCUCUGAUCCUGGUUUUGAGUUUGUCUGCAGCAUGUGGAUUACAAUGCUACGUAUGUUUAUUCUCUGACUCUCCGUCCUGCACUGAGAUCUUCACUUGUCCUGCUGGUAUGGAUCGAUGUUUCAGCGUUACUAUAAAUGGUACUGUCUCUAAGAGCUGCAUAAACAGUGCCUCAUGUGUCAGUCCUAUGAGCUGCUGUGAAGGGAACUUGUGCAACAGUGCUAUACCAACUGAACCCAGUGCUAUACCAACUGGUCCCAGUGCUAUACCAACUGGUCCCAGUGCUAUACCAACUGGACCCAGUGCUAUACCAACUGGUCCCAGUGCUAUACCAACUGGUCCCAGUGCUAUACCAACUGGACCCAGUGCUAUGCUCCUGCUGGUGUCUUCAGCCAUAAUCACCAUCUUCCUCUGAAGCUCUGGAACAACUACAUCUUAAUCAUGUUUUACUUUGUUCUUAACCAAAAUCUACAAUCCAGGAAUAAUUAACAAUGUAAAAGAUUUUA
Molecule: messenger RNA, 572 nt
Organism: Oreochromis aureus
Lineage: Eukaryota; Metazoa; Chordata; Actinopteri; Cichliformes; Cichlidae
Product: ly-6/neurotoxin-like protein 1
Exons: 3
Coding region: 53-481 (142 amino acids)
Source: RefSeq, a predicted model, not a curated record